This is a messenger RNA of Cinara cedri, 3967 nucleotides long. NCBI's taxonomy places the organism in Eukaryota, Metazoa, Arthropoda, Insecta, Hemiptera, Aphididae. The record is from the annotation of a GenBank genome assembly.
AAUAGAAACUCAACCCGUAUAGCGUUUAUGAACGAACAACUAAAUAUUCGAAAAUAGUUGAUACAUAAUUCAUAGUUACAUAAUUCAGACAUAGUUUUACUGUCAGGAUGAGAGGGUUUAAUAUUAUAUUAAUUGUAAUGAUUAAUUUACAAUUCACUAUAUUAGUAUUCGCAAGACUAGAAAAAUACCAACAAUCUAAAAAACUUCUUAAAAUUAUAUCCAAAACGCCAUGCUGGAGUCAAAAUACACAAAUAUUAUGGAAAAAAGUUAUAAUACAAGGUAAGAAAAUUGCAAUUAAUGAUAUUUUAAAGGAAGGUGAUUGGCAAAUCACGGAACAAAAUGUAUGUGAAGUUUCUAAUCUUUUGUCUACGGUUUUGUCUUGUGAGUAUGCUGAGUUGAAUCUUAAUUAUAUAGCUGUAUAUUUAAACACAUAUUUAAGAAAUUAUGAAGCAAAAGGUUCAGAAGAUAAAAAUGUGUACACAUUACUAUACCGUAUACGUAUUUUAAAAGAGUCUUCUAAUUCAUUAGAGUUAUUAAAAAGCUCCGUUUCAGAAAUGAUAUCAACAUUAGUCAGUUAUAUAGGAAAUGUAGAAAACCAUUGCGUAUCUACGAAACACGAAUAUUUGUUGAUGUUGUUAAAUUGGUACUUGCAUUUAAAUCAAUUUGUUAAUAUGUUUUCUACAAUAAUUGAAACAAACAAAGAUACUAUUUCACGGUUAUUAACACAUUAUACAGAACAAGAUGCCUAUAACUGUGACAAAGUUAAAGAAGACGAAUUAAAUAAGGUCUUAAAAGAUUACGUGCAUAAUCUAAUUGUAAUAGGAUUUCAAGUAGAAUCAAAUUUUAAAGCAUAUCAUGCAAAAACCUGUGCACGUAAAUUUGAUUUGAUUCGUUUACCUGAAUUAAAUCCGAUGUAUUUAUCAACACAGUAUGAAAAAUUAAAACAGAAGUAUUUGAUGUAUAUUUCAACAAUAACCAGUACAUCAAAUGGAGUUCUUGAUGUACAUAAAAAACAUGGAAUGCUAGUACAUGGAAUUCAAAAUAAUACAAAUAUAAUUAUAAAAUGGGAUCACGAUGAAUAUUUGUCUUUAAUGGACAUAUAUGAACAGUAUAUUAAAAAUUGUAAUAAUCUAGUGAAUCUUUUAAAAUAUGAAAAAUUAAUCCUUAAUAUAAUGAUAGAUCUUGUACAGAGUAAAGUAGUUAGUGAAUUAGAGUACUUAUUCAAGAAUAAGCAAACUAAUCUCUGUAAAAGUAUAACAUCCGCUUUAAACACAUUUAUGAAGCUAUUGAAUAACUUCCCAAGACUUUUUAUCGAUAAUAUGACUAAAAUGAUUUUUAGAAUAAAUACUAUUAUCUCUUAUAUAGCGAUGGAGGAUACUGAAAAAAAUGUAGAAGAAUUGUUGAAUAAAAUGAAAUCUGAAAUCAGAAUAGAUUUCCCGUAUGAUAAAAUAUGGAGAAUUCCAAAGAGUGAAAUUGAAAUUAAAACAUUAUUUGGCUUUCUAUAUCAAGUUAUUUCAAAUUUAGGAAAAUACACUUAUCUAAAUUCGGAAAUUUUAAAUAUUCUCUGUGGUAAAUCGUAUAUUUUCAUAUCUAAUUGGUCAGAAUAUGCGGUUGAUUAUAAAAUCUUGUACCAUUUUAGAAACAACAGAAUUAGUUUUGAUAGCGAUAAGUGCUCGGCUUUAUAUAAUACAACUGCAUUAGCUCAUAACGUUCUUCAAGUUAGUAUGGAUGGUUUCACACAAAAAACAAUUGUAAAAGAAAGAAAGGUAUCGGAAGAGAAUAUUUUUUCGUUUGAUGUUUUGGGUGAUUUUAACAAAAAAACAUUAAAACUAAAAGAACAGUUCAUUCAUUUUUAUGCCCUGAAAUGUGAGAAUAACAAUAUUACAUAUGGAGAUAGUGAUUAUUGUUUGUUAAAAAAAUUGUUUGCACUGAUUUAUAACAUGGCUAACAGCAAAUUAUACAGUGAUGUAUUUCAAAAAUCAUGUGUUGAAGAAAAUGUUCAAUAUUUAAUAUCAUUCUAUUCUGAUUUAGCAUGGCUAUUAGAGAAGUAUUAUUUCUUGUUAUGUGAUAAUAAAUCUAUACAUACAUUUGAUGGCAUUUUACAAAAGGAAUCAGGCGAAAUGAAUAUUGGACAUGAUAUUGUAAUUGAAGACCUUCUUAAAAUAACAAAUAUCUUUUAUAAUACGCCUGCCCAACAGAAAACGAAUUACGAAAACCCAACCGAUUCUUAUUAUAGUGUUGAUGGUAAGACAUUGUUUGUUGAACACUCAUUCGGGGUUUUGAUACGAUACAAGGAAUUUAUCACACAUAAUGCAGAACGCUUUCGAGGUGAAAAUAUUAAGUUCUAUUCAAACGGGACCCAAAAAUCAAUUAUUGGUUUUGAAACAGAAUCAACAGAAAGUAUAUUAGAAAUUCACGAUAUCGUUGAGUUCCAAUACAUCACAGUCAAGUGGAUAAUAUGCGUUUUUGUUUUUGACCUCAUACUAAUUCUUGAAGUGUUUCAAGAAAAUUCUUCAAUUGAUUUCGAUGUAGAGCCUUUUUUUUCAGAACUGGAACCUAUUAGUGACCUGCCUGAUCAUUUUAUUAAUUUUAGAUUUCUGCGUCAUAGUAUACCUGUUAUAAAGGAAAUUUUAUUGAACAAUUUGGAUAAGAGUAGCAUAGAUAGUGUUAUAAAAUUUUUAACCGGUGAACUGGAAAAUUUCGAUGUUGUAAUACCAUCUUUAUCUAAAAAUUAUAAAUACGAGGCAGAUGUUGAAUUGCUAUUAAAUAAAAUCACAACUGAUGUGAAAAUGGCUCAUUCUUCAGGAUUUCAAUUUAUGAUUGGGUUCUUAGGAUUGGGUGACUUGUUCAAAGGAAAACAAAAAUCAUACAUGACGGACUGCAAUUUUUAUAUUGAUCAGUCUGUUCCAGAAAAUAUAAACUCAUAACAUCGUCUUUUAAUUUAUUUAUUUUUUAUUUUGUCUUUUUAUUUACAUCGAAUUCAUGAUUUUAUGCUUGUUCUUGAGAAAAACCUUCUUUGUUAUAUUCAAUCAAUUUGAGCUGACGGUAUUUCCGAAUACCUGUACAUUGAAAACCGGUAUAGACAGAGUUGUAUUAUUAAUAACAGACUAAUUGAUAACUACUAUUGUUUCGUUAAAUUAUGACAAAUCGAUAUUUGCUAUUGUAUUCCGUGUGAACCUUGAUGUCCUUGUCUAGAAGUUUCUAGUAUUAUUACUAUUACUAUUAUUAUUAUUAUUAUUAUUAUUAUUAUUAGUUUUACGAAAUUAUGUUAUAUUAUGGUAACCUAAUAACAAAACGGUUUUCACGGACUUCGACGCUAGUGGAUGAAAACCUUAAUAAUCCUAGUUUGGUUAACAAUAUAACUGAAAAACCGAUGUCUACAAGGAUUAAGAUAAAAAAAAAAUAAUGAACAGUGUUAUAUGAUGGAAUUAGAACUGGAUUAUUUUAAAAAUAUUUGUUUUGAAUUAAUUAAGAGAUGACAAUAGAAAUUUUAAUAUUUCUCAAAAUAGGUGUUGCCUUCACCUAAAAUUUGUUUGAAAAAAAAUAUAUAAAUAAAAAUACAUUUUGACAGAAUUCUUCGCAUGGAAACUAUACUGUAGGACAUCCUGAAAAUAUACUGAAAAUAGCAAUGUACCGGAGUACUAUCAAAUCUAAAAUGAAUUAUAAAAUGUUUCAUCCAGAAGACCAUUAUGUUAUUAUGUAUAUAUAUAUCCCUUAUAUUGUAACACAAUCUACAUUUUUAAUAAUUUGUAUUUAAUUCCACACACUUCAUUGCAUUAAUAGAAAUUUGUAAUUAUCGAACCAUGAGUUUUGAAAAUUUAUAUAUUUUGUAAAAAUUACUAUCAACCGAAAUAUAUUUCAUCGUAUUUAUCUUAUUCAAUUAUUUAAUUGUCUCAUGGAGAUUAUAUUAUAUUUGUUAUUAUUAAUAAAAUAAAUUAUUCUGAGAUUAAAGCGAAAAAAAUAUUUG